AUGGCAAGCCAGCGUCUAGUCCUUAUCACCGGCAUCAACGGUUACAUCGCGGCGCACACGGCGGCCACCUUCCUCAAAGCUGGGUACGCCGUUCGGGGAACUGUUCGUGCAAGGACUCCCAACGUCGAGUCGCUUGUUCGUACCCUUGAAAGUUGUUACCAUGAAAACCGGUUGGAGCUGGUCGAGGUGCCAGACAUCAGCGCCGACGGGGCGUUUGCCCGCGCUGUUGAAGGCGUCCAGGCAAUAGCACACCUUGCGAGUCCCGUAUCCAUGGCUGAGACCGAUCCAGAGCCUAUGAUGCGGGCUUCCGUUCAAGGCACAACCUCCCUUCUCGCCUCCGCUUUGGCCGAAUCGAAGAAAGGGUCCCAAGAAGAUGUACUGAAAUCGGUUGUGUUCAUGUCUACUAUCAGUGCUGUUUUCUCACCCUCCAAGCCCUCGGGACACAUCUUUACCGAGGCCGACUGGAACGAUGCCGCCGAAGAGGAAGUGCGCAGGUUGGGUAAGAACACGCCCGGCUAUGUCAUCUACCAGGCGAGCAAGACAGCUGCCGAGAGGGCGCUCUGGAAAUUUGGAAAGGACACGGGAGCUGGGUUUUCUAUGGCAGCCCUGUGCCCAGCCCCCGUUCUCGGGCCACCGCUGUACCUCCCGGAUCCAAUUUCCAACCUCAGCAUGCGCGUCAAGGACAUCUACGACAUCUUACAUGGCGGCCAAAUCCCAGAUUUUUCCCCUAUCAGGAGCACCUUUAUCGACGUACGGGAUGUGGCCGAGCUGGUUCUUAGAGCGGUGGAGCGGGGCUAUCAGACGCCGCGUGCCCGGGAGCGUUACCUGCUCGUCGGAGAGUCACCCAUAUCACCCCAGGGGAUGGCCGACGUACUGCGGGCAAGAUUCCCGGAGAGGCGAGACAUAAUUUGUGAAGGCAAUCUUGGAGAGACGUAUCCGGACAUGACUUGGGGGUUUGACGCGAGCAAGGCGGGUACGCUGCUGGGUAGGGACUGGACCAGGUUUCAGCAGAGCGUCGUUGACAGCGCCAAAGUGUUUCUUGCAGCAGGGGCUACCUGA
Molecule: messenger RNA, 1059 nt
Organism: Chaetomium globosum CBS 148.51
Lineage: Eukaryota; Fungi; Ascomycota; Sordariomycetes; Sordariales; Chaetomiaceae
Exons: 3
Coding region: 1-1059 (352 amino acids)
Molecular function (GO): oxidoreductase activity, acting on the CH-OH group of donors, NAD or NADP as acceptor
Source: RefSeq, a predicted model, not a curated record